This is a messenger RNA of Symsagittifera roscoffensis, 9785 nucleotides long. RefSeq lists its product as uncharacterized. The record is from RefSeq and is a predicted model, not a curated record. Gene Ontology annotation, cellular component: peroxisome. The transcript is spliced from 2 exons. NCBI's taxonomy places the organism in Eukaryota, Metazoa, Xenacoelomorpha, Acoela, Convolutidae. Bases 76 to 9765 code for a protein of 3229 amino acids.
CCAAAUGCGCACGCGCUGGAACUUCAUAAAGUUUGGAGUGUAUAAGAAUUCGAAUAUCCAGUAUUAACAUACAAAAUGGAACAGAUAACACUUCAAGCGCUAAAAAAUGGGCUUAUAUUUCCGAACAAACAGGCUGAAAGAAGCCAAUUGUUCACCAUUGUUCUUGAUAUUUCGACAUCCGCAUUUCAAUACGUAGCGAACAAGCUUUUAUUAAAACAGAUUGAGCCUCGUCUCCUGUCUUUCCUCGACUCACUUCAAGCUGCACAGGGGAUCAAAUUGGUGUCACUCGUGGCUACACUUUCGCAAAUCAGUUACCCCAGUUCACAGACAUUAUGUCAUUGUGUGCCCCUCAUAACGUCAGAAGAUGUUGACUAUGUAAUGAAAACUCUGAAAUCUUUCUGGGAUAGAUUGUUGCAUUUAGUUCCACAUGAGUUGUAUGGUUUAUGCGAGCCGGAGGUUGCGAUUAAUUUAGUUUUCAGAAACGCUUUGUUAACCUCCAUUUUAGCGCCCGAUAUCUGCGAUUUCAAAGAUGUAGUUAUAAUUAGUGAUAUGACUAAUUCAUUACCACUUCAGUUAUUCGACGAGUUCUUGAAAUUGUUUCGACUGCAUCAAAUUUCAUGUUCAUUUUUGAUGCUUUCAAACUGUUUAGGAAAUGAUUACCUGAGCAAUUAUGGUCUUAUUCCCGAUACGUCAUUGUUUGAAGCAUUUGCGUUUAACACAAACGGACAGAUUUUUCUUUCCGAUGAAAAUAUCUCAAACUUCUUCUCAGAGACAUCUUGCGAUAGUUUUGAAGAACGAAAGUUGUCAAGUUUACAAAUUAGUUCUCCCGCAAAGCGCGUAGACGGAAUUGUAAAUCAGAAAUUUUCUUGUCUCAAGUUUGAAGAUUCAAGUCUGGUUCUGUACAUUAUAUCCAAAUUAAGAGAAGGCUUCUCUCUUUCGCUCAUUGUAGAUCCAACCGAGUUUGAAAACUGUUUUGUCCUGUCUAUGGCUGUUCGAGGCGACUGUCUAGUCAAACUGGAAGUGCAUUUUGAAGGAAAUUUCACAGAUUGUGAAAAGUUUGUUGUAGGAGUUUUCCUCGAGGGACCUUACAUAUACAUUCACGACUUGUUUCAUUACGAUUCGAAGUGUAACCACCCGACAUGUACUCUCGGGUUUCACGGAGUCGGGUCUGACAACCGAAUCAGAGGGGUUGAACGAACUAUGAAAAUCUUGUAUUCAAUCUUGAACAAAAAUGGGCCCAGAAAAACCAAAACGGAUAUUCGACGAUUUGUGAAAUUCAUCAGCAGCGAGGACUUACCUGACUCAAUGGCCCAGGGAAUGCAGUUUUUCAAACUUCAGUACCAAUGUUCGGCUAAGAAAACGAGUAUUCCUAAUGAAGACAUUGAUAUAUUCGAUCACAUGAAUUUCUUUCACUUCAUUUACUCGCUUGAUCUGAACACAUGGCAGAAGUAUUUCAACGUGUACAAGUUGGUGUACACAAUGCAACCUGAUGCCUCGAAGGUCAACCUUUUUUCAGUGUACGGACCAUGUGGGGCAACCAGAUCUAGAAGUGCCCUGAAACAAAUAAGGGGAAACUUGCAAAGCUUCACCAAAGUCGUCAUUCAAGAAUUGUUUCUCUACGGCGGCUUUUUAGAAACCUCAAAGAACCAAAAAAAGCACUUGGUUCUAAUAAGAGUAAAUCCUGACAUACAGUCGGUCUUUACGCAUUGCUUCAUUGUGUAUCUGGCAUUUCCUUUGGAGGUUUCAAAAGAAGAUCGCGAGAUAGUAUUGAACGAGUUCGAAGACUCAAUGGAAAAACUUGAAUUAAACGAAGGCAAUCAACCAGUUAAAACCGUGCAUAAAUUUUCAAAAUGCAUCGACAAGCUUUCGAUUCGUUAUGAUAAUUGUCCAGAUUUUUUUAAUGUAGUCUUGCCUCCGAGUUUGGAAUACUUAAUUGACGAAACUCGAGAUGAUUUUCAGAAUAAGGUAUCCCUAAACGUCUAUUCGACUCUGAGCAGGUUUCUGUAUCACAGGCGUUGGAUAAAAAGGGUUCCCAAUUUGGUAAAAAUGUCUAAUUUUACUGAUCAAAAUGAGUCACUCUUAUCAGUGAAUAAUACCAGCGUCGAUAGCUGUUACGAAAAAGUGAUGAAAAGAAUCGUACAACUGAGGUUGAGUGAAGGCUUCCAAACUGUUUACGGGAGCCAGGGAGUUUACUUGUUGGUAAAAGAAGUGACUGUUAAAGUGAGCGAUGAGCUAGAAAGCAAAGCCGUGAUUCAGUAUGUCUGCUUUAGACCUAAAUUGGAGGAAGGCGCUCUCAGCUUACUUUUGUGCUCUGAGUGCUGGGUCGAGCCGCACCAUGGUCAGAUUGAAACUUCAUUCUUAGACAAUGAAUCGCAAGAUCUCUGCUCUUACAAAGAACUGGUGCAAAGAAUUGAGCAGAAAGACCAAAAAGUGAUGGAAAAUACGUUGAAUUUUUUGUACACACGUGAGCUUAUAAAGAACGAAAAUAUUGAAAUCAACAACUGGAAUCUUGAUUCGCCAAACAGCAAGCAGCAAGACAAUGAGUCGGUAUCCAGCUUUGGAAGAGAUACAGAAUAUCCAGAAAAGACAGUCUUCUCCUCAGAGUUUUGCUGGGAUGCUCUGAACCUCUGCAAGUUUGGCAAUCUUUUCACAAUGACUUUCAAGUCCUUUUCGAUUAUAGAAAACUCAGAACGAAAUUUGGAAAAACGAAAUGACUGGCUGUUGAAAACUUUUCACGACUAUCUGGAAAAGUCAACUCAACUUUGCUUUUAUCUUUCUCAAAGUGGAGCUGAAAAGCUGGACCAAAUGCUUCUGCAGCGAUCUGACACUUUCAAUCGUAUGAAAACAGAUCUGCCUGAAAGUUCGAGAAAGACCCAUGCGGAUCCCGAAUGUUUCACAUUAAUGUAUGAUUUGGACAGAAAGACGUAUCAGCAAAAUAUGCAAAAUUCAGUAACUAAUUGGGUAGUUUAUUUGGUGGCCUUAACUGAAACUGAUCUAGUGUAUCUUUUUGUACCGUUUUCCUUAGCUGAUAUCCAAGCUCUCAACAAAGAAGACGCGACAUGUUAUACAUUUCCGCUGUUCAUUUUUGAGUGCAAUUAUUUAGGACUUGAGUCAUUGUGUGUCGGUGAAACCAGAGUCCCGACCUUGUUUGACUCUGAAAGCUCUGAACUCAGCAAUGAUUCUAUGGUAAACAUGAGUCUUGAAUCGACUACGAAGUCUUUUUUGACUGUUCUCGACUUGGCACAGAAUCUCUUCAAUCAAAGCUACGCCAGAGUUCUAUACUACUUGUUUGUCGAGAACUCUGAAACUUAUCCGCACAAAAAGAUGAAACCAAAGUACAACUGGGCAAAAGAGCUUCAAGCGCUGAGCAAAAUUCUGGACCAGUCGAAUGAGAAUUUUUAUGCCAAAGAUUUCAACUUGACGCCAAUGCUUUCACUAAAUUGUUCACACAUAACUGAUGAUGCGGAUGGAAUAAACAAAGAACUGAAGUUCGAAGAAUCAAUUGAUUGCUCAGUUCUAGACCACGUUAAGUUCGCACCAGUAGGAAUUCAAGAAUCCCUGACUUCUGAUUCAGAAUCUUGCACAAAUCCAAGACGAAGAUGCAUUCAAGGGCGCUUUAAAGACAUUUUGUACGAACAUUACCAGCCUAUUGAAACUCCUGAAAUAAUCUCGAACCCGAAUGAAGCAACUAAUAUUUUCUUUUGGAAACAAAUUGAUUCGUGUUGUGACAUUUCGCCCUCGGAUUUUGAUUCGGUAGCGUUCCGAAGAGCUGAAGAUGAUUCGGAUAAUUAUUUCCAAGCUAUGAGUGCUCUACAAGAUGUGCCGGUUUUACCAGAGCCUUUAUUCCUCCGACUUGCAUGUGCUGCCGAAAUCAAUGGGUCUCAAUUUUGUGAAAUAUCUUUGGGUCCGAAACUGCCGACUUGCUUGAAAGACAUUUUCUUGAACGUCUACAAUCAAGUCAAGGACCAAAUAUCGGAGGAGGGCUCGAAUGUUGAAUCUGAUUGGCUGAGAAAAAUAGGAGCGCCCUUGAAAAUUGAGAAAUUGCGGGUUUGUAUCAAGUUCUACUUCCUGCAUCUCCCGCCGAAGGAGAAUUGCUUCAACGUCGUAAAUGACUUUGUUGGAGCAUCUAGAGUCCGAACAUCGAGUUCAGUUUAUGAGUACAUCCCGAACUCUAAUAACGCUGACUCGUUUUAUAGCGCAGACCUUGACACGAGCGAUAUUCCAAAUCACGUGCCCAGUCAAGAAAGGUUUCUGGCGCGUAUGAAAUGGUUGAUUAGUGACGUGGUGGCCACAUGUUUGCAUGAUACUGGCUCAGCCAAUCUUCUGGGUAUUCAAGUGCAUGAAAAGAUAAAGAAACACGUGAAGGAAUACGAAAGUAGACAUUCUAACUCAGAUUUCCGUGAGCUCAUUUUGAAGUUUGUCGAAAAGGACGUUGCCAGUUUUGAUUUGCUUGAAAAGGAGCUUGAAAAAUUUGAGUGGAAAAAUUUUAAAAUCUGCUCAUUAGGCGCAAAUAAACUUAUGUACUCUUUAUUUGUAGAUCCAGAAGCCAGCCUGAAAAGUAGUAAAAAUAAAAUUUUAUUAAAGAGACGUAGAGAGGUGAAAACUCAGAUAAAAAACGAAGCCAGUUCUGGAAACACAUCAGAUGUAGGAUGUGACUGUUGCCAUGAUUACGGCGGAUUUGUUGCUUCAUCCAAUCAGGAGGUUUCCGAGAUGGACAAGAGUGACAGUACUAGAAGCUUAACUGUUUCCGAGAAGGUCGAGAGCGGCAGUAAAAGAAGCUGGACUGGUGGCGUGUUAGAAGACAAUGACAAAUCCCUUCUGGAGACUGAUUUCAUGAAAGAAUUCGAGGAAUGUCUGCACCAAGAUAAUCCUAUGCUGACUUCAUCUCUGGAAGAUGUCCGACCGGCAGAAAAUGAUACGCUAGGCGGUCCUCAGGUAAACACGAAUGUACAGGGAGAGAAUAAGUUUGACGAAAGUUUCGACGAUGAGAGAGUAGAUACUUUGAAACUGUGUUGCGAUUACGAUGGAGACACGAGUAACAACAUGGACUCGACAUCGUCGCAAGGUGAUACUGUCGACAUCUUUAGGCCAAAAGCGGAAAAUUUUUGGAUGGUUUUUGAACUUGAAACGACUCCAAAGGUCUACAUCUGCAGAAUUUAUCUACACAAGCCGUUUUGUUGUGAAAAUGACGUUUCAGCCUGCUGCUCUGAUCCCGCGUUUCAAGAAUUCGAAAAAUAUGUUCAUAAAAGUGUGCAUAAAGUGAACCAAAUCAAACUUCUGGACCAUUUUUACGAGCAUGAGCAGAGUCUUCCGAUUCUGUUGAAUUACACUGGAGAACGAGGUAGUUCCAUUGAGCCAGUAGUGGAUUGGCGAGAGUUAAUGUUAACUGCAGAUUUCACAGAAUGGGAUCCGGAUGAGUUCAAAUGCGACGAAGUGAAACGCAUUGAGAUUCCGAUCCAUGUCCGCAUCCAGCCUGCGAACCCGAAAUCGGGAAGCGAAAAUGUAUCGACUGCCGUUCUAAACGUGUUUGCAAAACGAGGAAUCAAAACAGCUAGAAUACCUCCUGCAGUUUCUUUGUAUAAAACAGACGAAGGAGAUGUUUUCUACUUGAAGUGCGCAAUCGAAGACAAUACUUCAUCUAAAAAGUCAACAGGAGGGGGGAAAUUGAGUGAUAGUGGUACGCGAUACGGCGAAGUGUUUCAAUCCUCGCAAACUCUGUCCUACUCCACCCCAAGAAUCAAGUAUUCCCUGGUUGUGAGUGUUUUCGGGGUUGGGCAACUCGAUUGCUUCCUCAAAGUGGAUCUAAAAAAUCAAUUGGAGGCAUCUCUGAGAGACAGAACUUUGUCUCAACUUUGGACUGCCUUUUUGCAAAGUCAGUGCAAGUUGUACACGGCUGAUGUUGAGCUUCUACAGAGUCGAAAUGUGACCCCGAAUGUGUAUGUGUUCGAAAUUCCGACUGAAUUCUAUGGUUAUUUGUACCAUUUCAUGUGGCAUCUGCAGAGCAAUUUGAACUUGUACACAGUCGAACCGAAAUACUGGAAUGUAGAAGAGCAUGAGUUUCACUUCAAAGGGCUCAACGGCGAGUCUUGUCAAAGCGUGAACUGUCGUCUGUUUGUCAAUGUAAAGGACGAGUCUUAUUUGCUGAGAAGCAACCCUCUGUCUUCUAAGCCUCUGAGGUCGAGGAGUGAUCCUGGGAUUGCGCUGCUCGAAUUUUCAAUCAUUUCUCCGACGGAGGACAAAAGGAACCGUUCUUUCAGGUUAAAUACUGACGAUUUGAACAUGUUCUCAGAUGAGGCAAAUUUACCUUUUUGCGAAAUUGUUGAAAAAGAUUCAAUGAAAGACGACAAGUAUUACAUCCGAUUCUGCGUGUGGGAAACGGGAAAGAUUGACAGGGAGAAGUUGUUGAACAAAGUGGUGGAAAGUUGCAUUACUCAGGCACUGUGCGAUGUGUACAUAGAGUACAAACUCUUGAACCAAGCUCCUGUGGGUGUCGACGGUCCAGGGGCAAAGGAUGUGAACCAUGUUGACCUUCUCAGUUUGCCUCCAGAAUCUUACCUGCACCAUCAUCACCACGCAUCGUCCGUUGACAAAAUUGCGUUUUACUUGAACCAAGUGUUUCCGUGGUUAAUUAAAAGUCGAGAACAAUCAAGUUGCAUGUCAGUGAUCACGCAUAAGUGCUCGAUUAACUUCCGACAAAGGUUAUCAGAGUUCUUUUUCUCGGUCCAAAAUGCAAUUAAACAGGAUAACAAAGGAACCGAAUUUGUUUGGCUGUUGUAUCGGAACAAAAACGGACACUUGCAUAAAAUAAGAGAUCAAUCUCUGACCAAAGCGUUGAAUUGUGGCGAAAUGGGCUUGGAUUUCCCGGAACUGGUGCUGCCACCUCAGACUGAUUUAGCCGAGUACUACUUCCUCGCAUUCAACCCGAACGAGUGGAGUUUCACGGGUCGAAGCCGCCACGCUUCUGGAAAUUCUGAGUCUAAAUUUUCUGUCGCCCGUCACCAGGUAGUGCAUGUGCCGAAAGAUAUAUUCGUAGAUACAGUCAAUAGACGAAGUGUUAUUAUCGGAAAAUUCCAAAACCGAGAACUUUUUUCCGUCGCUUACAAUAUUUCAAGUGUGAAUAAUUUCUUCAGUCAUUUUGACGAAAGGGCUCAAAGCAUGAACUUCGACUCUCGUAUUUUGAACUGUAUCGUUCGACAAAAAAUGGGCAUUUUCAACCAUAAAUGCUUCACAGAUAUAAUUAAACGAACCUCGAGAAACAGAAAUCAGCAGAGAACGAUUGCGUUUCAGGAGAAAUUUAAAGAACACAGGGUUGCUCUGGACCCCAAAAUUGACGUUUCAAAAGCUGAUGACGUUAUGAGACAACAGCCGAAUAUUUACAGCAAAAUAAUCGCAGCACAGGAAAAAGUUAACUUCAGUAAAGCUACAAGGUUGGGUCAAAUAUUUACACCCAAAGUCAAAAUUUCGUUUGUCGAAGCAUUGAAACAAUUUGCUCACACUUAUGAGUAUGGUAGAACAAAACGGCACAUUCGAGAUUAUCUGAAAAAGUUCGAAAAUAACGUGGAGCAAAAGAUAGACAGCCUCGCUGUUAAUCGUGACGAACUUGAACUUAUUUUGUCUAGAUCAAGAUUGUAUCAUUACGUAACAACGCCCAUGUUUUUUGCUUCUUCAUGGCACAAACUACAGGCUCAAAAUUCGAACACGAUGCAAGUUCCGUCAGAAUCAGAUUUCCAGGCAAAUAAACUUUCCAAUACUUGGUACGAUGAUCGCAAAGAGGAGAUAAUGGAUGGUUUUUCGAGAAGAUUUGAAAGCAAAAUUCAACUCCAGAUAACCCAGCAUAACCCAAAUAUGAGUCAUACCUCCCGAGUAAAACAUCAAAGUGGAAACUAUCCAUUGCACCAGCAAUCGUCCCAAUUGUUGUUCUUCCCCGGACCUCGGAAUGUUCCUGCCUCUUCGUUUAAAUUUGCGCGUUACUUUGUUCGAUCAGUGAAUUAUGGUGGCGUUGCUGUGAUCAAAUACGGAUUUUACAUAAACGAGUACGACUGUUUUUUCUGCGUCCAGUUGAACACUUUUCUAUUCAGACGCUCUUCGACGAGAGGCGCAAACAGCUUUGAACUUUUCGACGAUUAUUAUCAAAAAUUGGACUACCUGGUUCAGAACUUACACGUUCACUCCUUCGCUUACGAUUUGCAACUUAGAAUGGCCUGGACUUAUAUUUUAGAGAAAAACAGGCUGAAUUCGGCCAUUGCAUACCCUGAGCUAGAGUCAAGUCAGAAAAAUGUGUUAAAUUUUUUGAAGGAUUUCAUCACUUUCCACCACAGCAAAGCACCCUCGAGUUCUAUCAAAAGACUUCUGAGUAAAGAAAUUCGGGUAUCAUUGGGUGUCGGUGAUGAUAUAGACCCGAAGCAGUUCUACGAAUAUCUUGUAGACAGACGACAGCUUUAUAACAUAGCGUGUUUUUCAGUCCCAGGGUCAAUGGGAAAAACGGGAUUGGAAAACACGACCUUGAUCACUCAAAGCUAUGAUGUAAAAGCUAGUCAAAGUCCGUUGAGUUUUUCUGUUGGGGAAUUGAAGUGUACUCUUCUGUUCGCUCACGACAGUUUUGAGAAAACGGAGCACAAACAUCGGAAACAAGCGUGGCCGAUUUGUGACGAGCAACUUUGCUGCAAAUACGAUUUGGGAAAAACUGGGAAGGAGAAGUUUUUGGUCAUUAAAUAUUACCUGAUUCUGAGCUCUGAAAUCAUAGAAGCACCGAAUGUGUUAUUGGACCCGUUUAAGCCAAAUUUGCGCGCGGAAGAGCGUCGAAAGUUUAAUAAAAUUGAGCAAGAUCGCUCAAAAUAUCUUAACGAUAUGCUGCAAGAACAGGACAAACUGUGUACUUGUCAGAUUAAGCGCGUAUUGGAUCGUGUCAAGAAAGAUUUCCACCGUGACUUGCUGUUGAGUAAAAUUGUUGACUGCAGCACGAGUCCAAAAAUGGAAACUAGUUCCAGCUUCCCUGUUGAACCCCAGCCCCCAAGCAGAGGCCAGACUUUCUCGGUGUUCAACAGCAGUGACACGAAAAAGAAGAGUUCCGCUUCAUUGUCAGCUGUUUUUACGCAAAGUCACAUUUUCCAAUCCUGUCUCAACGAGAAAGAAUCUCUGAUGCUUCUCGACUUUUUCUUUCCGAUUUCGAUCGAAGCCUUUCUAAGAGAAGCACAAGCGCGCUUUUUCGACGUGAAAGAACCUGAUUUGAAAGCUGCAGAUACAUUUGCGGCCAAAUUUAGCAGCUUGAUUAAACUUAUUGUGCCUAAAAUUGACGAGUUUUUGGCUGCACUAUCGAGAAUGGCAUCAGUUCACGUAUUGACUUUUUCUACUAAGGACUUAAAUAGCAGUGUAGGAGAAUUUGGCCUCGAAUUUACGGAGAAUGAUCUAUUCGACAACCAACCGGACACCGACUCAAUAUCAGGCAGUGGAGAACAAUGUGCGCUAGUAUUCAGAAAAUCGACGACCUGUCACUACAAAUCCCUUCCUUGCAUUCCCGAGUUUCUGGUUUUGAUAGCAAGGUCGGGAAACUUGCCAAGAACAGUUCUACAGAAACUCAAAACUUCAGAGACAACAGACAACACGAUGAGUUUUGAAAGUAGUCAGAAUCGAGUAGACGUAGAUUCAAAAAUUAUGAUAGUUUCAACUAAUUCUCUGCGAACUAACAAAAAACUCUAUUCUAGUGAAAAUAUCGAAUUUAUUCAGAACAUAUAUAGUUUCAUGAUAUAUUUUUCAUAUCUCAAUUAAUACAAAAUUGUUCAAUAUUA